Branchiostoma belcheri (Belcher's lancelet) is the source of this 2886-nucleotide messenger RNA. Its product is annotated as NADPH oxidase 4-like. The transcript has 16 exons. Gene Ontology annotation, biological process: defense response; superoxide anion generation. Gene Ontology annotation, cellular component: plasma membrane; NADPH oxidase complex. Gene Ontology annotation, molecular function: superoxide-generating NAD(P)H oxidase activity. Lineage: Eukaryota; Metazoa; Chordata; Leptocardii; Amphioxiformes; Branchiostomatidae. The record is from RefSeq and is a predicted model, not a curated record.
CAAUUUUAUAGCCUGGAAUCCUUCUCUGAAGGCAGAGCGGAGGAACGGAGCGGAGAUAAAGCGUUCACUGAUGGAUUCCAGGCUAGCAAUUUUACAGCAGUUCACUGUUGAUCUAAAGUAUGUUGAAGGUCGUCACUUCCCUCCACUUACUUUAGAAGGAGCCGGUCCCCUGGUCAGGAUAACGACUUCAGAGACUUCUUGUGAAUAGCCUGGAUGCCAGCCAUGUUAGGUCACGUCCUCUGCAGGGCUCGGAUAGCCACGAACUCCCCUGACAAUCACAGCAGACACGUUAUCCUAACCCGGGUGACAUCCAGCCUAUGCUUCUCGAGUUAACAACACGUUCGACAUUUGACAACAACGUUGGCUGUCCUCCUCACAACUAACUUGGCCGUGUGCCAUCCGCCUGCCUUGUCAUUUUGUAGGUGAUGAAACUCUCCUCCAAGCGAGCCGGCCUUGGCUAUCAUUUUAACAGCUGUUAGGUCAACAACACAUAACAGUCAUCAGUACCCAGGGCUCGAGAUCAAGUAACUUCCGUUCUUCAAUUAAAUCCAAGUAGGCCUUUAAUAAACCUCGGGCGGUGGCGUGUCGGAAACGGUGGCUUUUUGACACGACUUCGAUAAAGAGUUUUCCCCGCGGGUAGCCAUUUGUUCAGAAAACUACCCCUCAUUUGUACCGCGGAUCAAAUUUGACAAAUCGUCGCCGAUUUGAUAACAAUUUGCUAUUUAUAAUGCUAAUGUAUUCUAAUGUUUUGUUUGCGUCAGACUCAGACGAUUGGAAGCCGGGCUGGUGGAGACAAACCCGGGAGAGAGCGCCGGGCAGUGGGCACGGAGUAAUUCAAUCCAGACUUUUUUUCCUCGGGAGUCUACCACGGUGUUCUUGGCUGUUGGCGGCGGGGUAUCCAGAGGAGUGAGCUGUGUAACAUCGUUCCUGUGAGCGGCUGUGUCUCGGAGAACCACAGACCCAAGGCCAUGGUUAGAUCUGCCCGCAACUGGGCUGCGAACGAUGCACUUACCUACUUCGCUUUGCUCUUAUGGCUGGCUGCCAACGUGUUGGUGUUCCACCGCACCUUCACCGAGUACAUGUACGAACCCAGGUACUACUACCUACACGAGAUGCUGGGGCUGGGUCUGUGUGUGUCCCGCGCGUCCGCCUCCGUCCUCAACCUCAACUGUGGGCUCGUCCUGCUGCCCAUGUGUAGGACUGUGCUGGCUGUCAUCAGGGGCUCCACACAGUGUGUAGGACGGAAGGCACGACGGGUUCUGGACGGGAGUCGGAAGUUUCACAUGCUGUGCGGGGCAGCGAUAUGUGUGGCCGCCGGUAACCACACACACUCUGGGACAUUUCUACAACGCCCUGAACUUCUCGGAACAUUACAACGUCAAAUACCCAGGUGUCAAUGCUGCUGCGCACCCUAAACAGUAAAUUUUCCCUGCACAGUGCCCGGGCUGACCGGUGUUGCUAUGGUCCUGUUGCUGCUGCUCAUCGUAAGCACGUCGUCCAUGGCCAUCCGCACCGGCAACUACGAGCUGUUCUGGUACACGCACCACCUCUUCCUCAUCCUAUACUGCCUCAUGCUGCUGCAUCCCAUGCGCGGAGUAUUGAAAGAGCAGCUGAACUUGGAGGAACACCCGCCUGGAUGCCACAUGCUCAUGGACAAUGGAGAGUCGAAUGACACCCUGAACUUGACUUCGGAACCUGAACCUGAACCGGAGCCGUACCUGGGACCGAUGGCUUAUCCAGAACCGGAGGCGGAACCUCUUCCUGAAGGAAGUACGGAUGAAUUUGGACGGAGAGUCACGUGUAAAGGGCCUCCCACCUUUGACACCCAUGCGGUCGAGGUGUGGGUGUGGCUGGUGGGUCCGUUUUGUCUGUACUGUGCUGAGAGAGUGUACCGUCUGGUACGGAGUAACACCCCAGCGGCCGUCCACAGGAUCAUAGAACACCCUAACGACGUAGUGGAACUACAGCUGACCAAGGACGGCUUCACGGCCAAACCAGGGCAGUACGUGGUCGUUAACUGCCCGGACGUGUCAACUCUGGAGUACCAUCCUUUCACACUUACAAUGGUAAUGAAGGUUCUCCUUUCCUGUCUUGCAUCUAGUGUCCCUCCUCAACAGAUCCAACUUUCAGUAUCCACCUACAGAAAAUGGGGGAUUGGACAGAAUCCCUGUAUGAACGUCUACUACCUGAUCCAGACGAAACAGACGAGAGUUUACCAACUGUACAUAGACGGUCCGUUCGGCAGUCCCAGUGAAAACGUCUUCCACUAUGACGUGAGUCUGUGCAUAGCUGGCGGAAUCGGCAUCACGCCUUUUGCCUCAGUGCUCAACCAUCUACUAAACGAAGGCACGACGUCUACGAGACUGAGACGGCUGUACCUGAUCUGGGUGUGUAAAAACAUCACGUCGUUCCUGUGGAUCGCGCAAGUCCUCUCCUCGUUACAGCGGCAGGCAUGGAACGAAAACAGGCCAGAUUUCCUGAAUAUCUACCUGCACUUAACCAGAAGCAGAGAUGUACAGAUAAUGGAGAGAGAAUACCCAUUCCUGAACAGCCGCUUACACGUGGGGCGACCACAGUGGAGACAUAUCUUCGACGAGGUGGCCAGAUAUAACCCAAGCACAACAGUAGGAGUGUUUCUAUGCGGGCCUAAGGGAAUGUCCAAAGGCAUCAAAAGGAUAUGUCUGAAGAAGAACAAGUUCCACACGAAGUUCGAAUUUCACAAGGAGAACUUUUGACGACAAGUAUCGAUGUUGCCAAUCUUUCUCUGAAGACAUGUUGAACAUUGUUGUUAUUUUAUCUUUACAUUACCACACACGGGCUCUGAUGUCAGAGUGACAGAAAUUUUUGAUAGAUAUUGAGCUGGUCUCAAUCACGUAACACAUGAUC